This is a messenger RNA of Momordica charantia (bitter melon), 1927 nucleotides long. RefSeq names its product protein DA1-related 1. The record is from RefSeq and is a predicted model, not a curated record. Lineage: Eukaryota; Viridiplantae; Streptophyta; Magnoliopsida; Cucurbitales; Cucurbitaceae. Gene Ontology annotation, molecular function: ubiquitin binding.
UCUAAUUCCAUGAACAGUCUCUCUUCCUGAGAAAAAGGAUUUAUUACUCUCUCUCUCCCUCUGCAUGCUUUUUACUUCACAUCUUUAUGAAUGCUAUUUUGAUCAAACUUAUCCAAUCUGUACCUUUGAGAUUUUUCAACCCCUCUCUAUCUCUCUGUUCACUCCCUCUUUCUUCCCCCUCCUCCAUUUCUGACUGAAAACAGCUUCUUUUGAACUUCAUUACUGUAUCACAGGAUCCCUCUUUGUCUCAACAAAACAAGGUUGAUUUAAUUUUUACACCAUGGAGAGGGCAAGCCAUGUAGGUAGGAUCUUAGGAUGGAAUCAUGCCAGAUAUGGAAUUGAAGACACCUCCAUUCUGAACCUGCUUCAUUAUUCAACAGAUGGCAUAGCAGAAUAUGAACAAGGGCAAGUUGAUUAUGUUAUGGCAAAGUCACUCAAAGAAAUGGAACAACAAAAGUUGAUUAUUGAGAGAGUGAACAAGAAAACCAUACGAGCCCAAGUUGAAGAAGAUGAGCAACUUGCCAAUGCAAUUCAGCUGAGCUUAGUCAUGAUGUCUUCUCUUACAGAUGGCAGUCCACAUGAUUCUUCUAAAUCUGAUGCCUCUGCAUCCAAGAUCUGUGCUGGAUGCAACACUGAGAUAAGGAUAGGCCAACGUGUUUUACAUUGCAAUGGUAUUGUUUGGCAUCCAGAAUGUCUCAUUUGCCAUGCCUGCAAACAGCUUAUCAGAGAUGAUGAGUUCAUCCUGUCUGAAAAUCGCCAGUACCACAGAACUUGCCAUAGGAAAAUGAGAUAUCCCAAAUGCUAUGUUUGCAACAACUUUAUCCCAUAUACUCAUGAUGGGAUUGAAUAUAGAGAGCACCCUUUUUGGGAACAAAAGUACUGUCCUUCCCAUGAAAAUGAUGGAACUUCCAAAUGUUAUAGCUGUGAAAAAUUACAGCCAAAGGGGUGCAAGUACAAUUCACUCAAAGAUGGGAGAAGAUUUUGUCCAGAGUGUUUUAGCUUCAGGAUCAUGGACAUCAAUAAGUGCCAACCACUUUUCGAUGAGAUACAAGAAUUCUUUGCAAGGUUACACAUGAAAUUUGACCAGAAAAUUCCGUUGGUGUUAGUCGAAAGGGAAGCAUUGAACGAAGCCUUGGAAGGGGAGAAGAAUGGGCACCACCAUCUGUCUGAAACUCGAGGGCUCUGCUUGUCAGAAGAGCAGAUCAUUCGUGUUAUUCGUAGGAGGAAACCUAUUGACAGGGGCCAUUCAACACUUGACAUGCCCACACAGCCACUCAAGCUAGCUCGUAGUUGUGAAGUUACUGCUAUAUUCAUUCUAUAUGGCCUUCCCAGGUUGUUGACAGGAUCCAUUAUAGCACAUGAGAUGAUGCAUGCAUGGCUUAGACUUCAAGGUUAUCCCAAUUUAGAACCAGAAAUUGAAGAAGGCAUUUGCCAAGUGAUAGCUCACAAGUGGCUGAAAUCCAAGAUGGAAUUGGGAUCUCGAGCUGCCAUGGCUGCUAACAAACAUGAGCUGCUGAGUGAAACAGAGAUGAAACUUGGAGAAUGUUUCAUAUGCCUAAUCGAACAGGAUUCUUCACCAGCCUAUGGAGAUGGGUUCAGGAAGGCACGCGAGGCAGUUUUCCGCUUUGGUUUAAAGGCAACUCUCGAUCACAUCAAACUCACUCGAACCUUACCAGUUUGAACUUCGAUGUCAUAGGAAAAACAACAUUAUGGAUUAGGAUUGUAUUGUACAACGUUGGUGAAAAAGUGAAACAUGUAAUAGAAAGAAUAAUAGUUGCUCAUUAAUCGUUCUAUUUGUCGAGUUUUUGAUCAUAAGCCCAUGGAGAUGAAGAUGAGAAAAUGAAUUAUGCUUUUUGUAUCUAUUUAUUAGAAACUUGAUUUGUGACAUGAUUUUGAUCUAUAAAAUAAAUUCGAUAUGUGGCACCUA